Messenger RNA from Nezara viridula (southern green stink bug), 957 nucleotides. Lineage: Eukaryota; Metazoa; Arthropoda; Insecta; Hemiptera; Pentatomidae. The record is from the annotation of a GenBank genome assembly.
AUUUAAAGUUAUAAACAAAUCCUUACAGUUAGUAUUAAUGCCUCAAGCUGUAACAAGAACAGAUUUGUUAAAUCUCUGUAUUUUGGAUUACAUCAGCUAUAACGUUAUAUUGCGUAUAAUAGAAAUAAUUCAAAUUUUGAAUUAUAAACUUACAAGGAUUUUAAAAUGGCAGAGAGGAUCUUUUUGCGUGAAGUGAGACUGGAAAAUAUAAAUAAAACACUUCUAUUUUAUCAAAAUUCUGUUGGCAAUGUCAGUUGUGUUGUAUGGGAUGCUGCUCUUGUUUUAACAAAAUACUUAGAAAAACAAUCAUCUAAAAGCCCUGGUUGGCUAAAGGGUUUAAAAAUAGUUGAAUUAGGAGCUGGCUUGGGUUGUGUAGGUGUAGCUGCUGCCUGUUAUGGGAGUGAUGUGAUUUUGACUGAUUUGCCAGAUGUGAUCCCUCAAUUGGAAAAAACAAUAGAUCUUAAUAGAGCCGCAUGGAACGAUAAAGGCAAAAUUUCAGCUGUUGCUUUAACUUGGGGUAGAAAUAAGCCAGGAGAUUUUGAAUUUAUUCAUCAGCCAGUUGAUAUCAUACUGCUAUCAGAUUGUGUUUAUUAUGAAGAGUCUGUUGAGCCACUAAUAGAAACAUUGAAAUCAUUAAGUAGUAAGUCUACUGAAAUUUUUGUAUGUCAAGAACAAAGAGACACUGAAAAAAUGAAAGCUGUAUGGAAAUCUUUUAUGAAUAAGCUUUAUGAAGAUUUUACUGCAAGUAAAAUCUCAGUUUAUGAACAGGAUGAGCUUUAUGCCAGCCCUGAUAUUGUUUUGUUGAAAGUUAAAAAAAAGUAAUGAUGAAUAGCUAUGAUGAUAUAUAUUUAAUUCUGGGUUUUAUGAACUUUUUUUCUUUAUAGGAGCAUGGUCUUUUUUUUUUAUUUAACAGCCAAAGAGAUGGCUUAAUUGUUUUAAUAAAAAUUAUUUAAGAUA